Eremothecium sinecaudum is the source of this 1449-nucleotide messenger RNA. It is a transcript of the gene SOF1, whose product is annotated as rRNA-processing protein SOF1. The transcript has a single exon. Gene Ontology annotation, biological process: maturation of SSU-rRNA from tricistronic rRNA transcript (SSU-rRNA, 5.8S rRNA, LSU-rRNA). NCBI's taxonomy places the organism in Eukaryota, Fungi, Ascomycota, Saccharomycetes, Saccharomycetales, Saccharomycetaceae. The record is from RefSeq and is a predicted model, not a curated record. Gene Ontology annotation, molecular function: protein binding. Gene Ontology annotation, cellular component: nucleolus; small-subunit processome. Bases 1 to 1449 code for a protein of 482 amino acids.
AUGAAGAUAAAGACCAUUAGUAGAAGCUCGGAUGAUUAUGUUCCCGUCAAAAGUGCACAGGAAUCGCAGUUACCUAGGAAUUUGAAUCCUGCUUUGCAUCCGUUUGAGAGAGCUCGGGAAUAUACCAAAGCCCUUAAUGCUACAAAGCUUGAGCGGAUGUUUGCCAAACCUUUUGUGGGUCAAUUAGGAUAUGGUCAUCGUGAUGGUUGUUACUUAAUUGCGAAGAAUUAUAAUGUUUUAAAUAAGUUGGCGACAGCAUCAGGUGACGGAGUUAUUAAAUAUUGGAAUUUAUCAACCAGGGAAGAGGAAUGCAGUUUUAAAGCUCACUACGGGCUUGUUACAGGUCUUUGUGUUACACCAUCUCACCACGGAUCCGGAACUAAUGAGAGUUUUAUGUUAUCAUGUGGUGACGAUAAAACUAUUAAGGUAUGGUCAGUUAAUGGUGAUAGCUUUGACAAUAAAGAUGACACAACUUUAUUACAGGGAUCAGGAAAUGGAGGUUUAGUUAAGACAUUUUAUGGUGAAAAUGCUUUUCAAGGACUGGAUCAUCAUAGGAGCCAGUCUUUGUUUGUAACAGGUGGGUCACAGAUAGAGCUUUGGGAUAUAAAUCGGAAGAAGCCUGUAUCAAAUCUAUCAUGGGGCGUGGAUAAUAUAUCCUCUCUGAGGUUUAACCAAAACGAGCCAGACAUUUUAGCAAGCGCUGGAAGUGAUAAUUCAAUUGUACUUUAUGAUCUACGAACAAACUCACCAACUCAAAAGUUGGUUCAGACUAUGAGAACGAAUUCAAUCUGCUGGAAUCCUUUAGAGCCCUUUAAUUUUGUUACGGCUAAUGAGGAUCACAACGCUUACUACUAUGACAUGAGGAAUAUGUCACGCGCCCUACACGUAUUCAAAGACCACGUAAGUGCGAUUAUGGAUGUUGAUUUCUCUCCUACAGGCGAUGAAAUUGUUACUGGGUCAUACGAUAAAACCAUCAGAAUCUUCAAUGUGAAACAUGGUCAUUCUAGAGAAAUCUAUCAUACCAAGCGUAUGCAGCAUGUCUUUCAAGUGAAAUUCACGAUGGAUAGCAAAUAUGUCGUCAGUGGAUCAGAUGACGGUAAUGUUAGAGUAUGGAGGUCCAAGGCAUGGGAGAGAUCAAAUGUGAAGACUACACGCGAGAAGAAUAAGUUAGACUACGAUGAGAAACUGAAGGAGAGAUUCAAGCACAUGCCUGAGAUUAGACGUAUCAGUAGACACAGACAUGUUCCUAAAGUUAUUAAGAAGGCUGAAACGAUCAAGAAGACACAGUUAGAUGCUGUAAAGAAGCGCCAAGCAAACGAGAGGAGAACGAGAAAAGAUAUGCCAUUUAUUUCUGAAAGACAGAAGCAGAUCGUCGGCACUGCGCAUAAUUAUGCAGGUGGCGUCAAGAAUCACACCAAAGGGGACAAUGAAUCUGAAGAGGCAGAGUAA